UUUUGGCUCUUUUUUUUUAAAAUUUGUUUGUUUAGUCCUAUACUUGUUUGUUUUCAUGUUGUUAUUUUUUUACAUUUCUGUUUGUAUUUUAAUGAGACAGAAUGAAGGAUGUGGAUUUGGGUCACUGGAAGAAUGGCAAUUAUGAAUUGGGAGAGAACUAUGAUCAGAAUAAACCAUAUGAAAAAACUAUUUUCAAUAAAAGUUAAAAUUAUAAAAAUAAGAGUAGCAAGAUUACAUUCCUCAAAAACUGACACAAAGUGGUGGUUCAGGGACAUACCGCCUUAUGCAUUUUGGGUGAAAACUGUUUUAAUUACCAGUAAACAAAUACCUUUUUGACCUGGAGAUUUUGUUUGAGUCAAACAAGUAAGAAAAGUGAGCAUGUAUUUCCACUCGAGGUCAGACACAGGAAUGACCUUCAUCCUCGUAAAUAAGGGAUAGAAUACUCUCAUAGUCAACUAAUACUAUUUAUAAGGAUAAAAAUCAUGACUGGCUGUUCAAUAGUAUGGGCACAACUCACAGGAUUCUAAAUGAGAGGUUAUUUAGAACAUGAUUAUUGGGUGUAUAAUGUCAAGUGCAAAAGCAUGCACGUCAGUCCCUUGUGGCAGAUUGAAUAGUGGUUAGUCUUUGGAGCUCAGGAACUGGGAUGGCCGACUCUGACAGGGCCAUGAGGGUGAUGGGCAGAUGGUACUUUUAUACUUACAGUGUAAAUAUGAAUUAAAAGGCCACAGGAGCAUGAUAUAAAGAUUAGUGCAUUUCUGGUAUGAAUCUUAUCUUCACUAGUAAUUUUUGAUUGAGUUGAACAUUUGUUCAUGAAGCGUGAAACAUCACAAUACAAUUUAGAAGUAUAAUUUUGGAACAAAGGAGAUUUUGUUUAAAACUAAGACCACAGAAAGUCACAAAGCAAAGAUGAGCAGAUGAUGUGGUUUAGGUAUCCGGAAUGUACGGCUGGCGCUGGUAGGAGGUGAAGUGAGGCUGCAGAGGGAAUCCUGAGAGGUAUUUCUCCAAGAAGCCACAAGAGGAUCUCCAAGCUAAAGCAGCCAGCUUCUGUUUUCAGGCAUCCCCACCUCCUGCCUAGAGGAGCUGUAGCUGAGCCCACAAACUGCAACAGACCUCUAGGUCUUGCCCCAGCAUUGUACCUGUCUGAACAAGUGCACUGUUGGUUCUUAAGGUUUGCAUAUUGACUGGCAAGCCUUAGAUCUUUAGGAUAAAGUACUGUGUUUUUCUUCAGAAUUUUCUUUCUUUUCUUCCCACCGCCCCCUUUAUUUUCCUGCCGAGGAAAAUGAAAGUGAAUUUUGCUCACCCAAAUGGAGCUGUUAAGUUUCUCAGGUGCUGAAGCCAGAAAGGCUGGCCAGCAGCGAGGCUAUGCAGUGGAGUGUGCAUGCUCAGCAAAGCACCCCAACCUGGUCAGUUUAGACAAAGGAGGAAAAUCAAAGGCUAACAGCUGGCACUUUGAAGAAUCUUGACCUUGCAUUUUGCUUUCAUACUUAUGUUCAGAAAGCUUGCUUUGAAUACCUCAUCCCUCCUGACUCAUUUAGCAUAAAAUAUUUUUCCCCCAGGCUGUACCAUGGAGGCUUUCUACAGUAAAAUAUUCAGCUCUGUAAAGCCGGCCCAUUGUGUCCAAUAAGUGGAGCAAAGCAUUCCAAACUUCAGAAGAGGUCAGGUCGCACUCAUUCAUAAUAAUAGCACAUCAUAUCUAUGCAGAAAAGAAAAGAAUAAACUCCACCAGCAUGGGGCCGUACAAAGGUUUCACAUCUAUCCUACUGACAAGUUGUGAUAAACACAGACACAUAUAAUCCCAGGACACCUCUCAUUAUGCUGACAUUUUACAAAGCCAUCCAAAUGCCAGUCUGUCUGUACUGUAUAAUAGAUUGUAAACAACUCAUGUUCUGAAAAUUAAAAAAAAUAUGAUGAGAAUACAGUAUCACAGGAGGAAGCCAUGAGUUUCUGCCCUGCUUCAUGUUCCAAGAGACAGUGAACACAACUUGGGGGGUGGUAUUUAACCUUCUGGGACUUUUCCCUAAUUGUGCAGUGGAAUUAUGUGGUAAGAAUUUAAAUGAAUCAAGGACACUGACUCUUGGCUCCCAUGGAAACAUGCCUGACAUUAUUAUCAUCUAUGUUCCCAUAACUAUUGUCAAAAAGGGAAGCAUGAAGGGAAUCCUACAUAUACCUUUAGUUUUCUUACAGAUUAUUUUCAAAAUUUGCAUGAUGAUAACAUGCAGGUGGCUCUCCUAUAUCUAUGUAUUCUACAUCCUUGGGUUCAAACAAACUUGAAUAAAAAUAUUGUCUUUAAAAUGUAUAUCACUACCAGACUGGCAUUUAUCUUAUUUCCUAAACAAUCAUAACAACUAUUUACAUCACAUUUAUACAUAGUAGGCAUUACAAAUAAUCUAGAGAUGGAUUAAACCAUGCCAGAGGUCUAUGAAAAUUGCAAUACAUUUUCUAUGACAAAUUUGGCAUUCCCAGGGAUCCUGGAAACCAGUCCUUGGAGUAAAAAUUUGAGACAGGAUUGCAUGUGUAUAGAGACUCAAGAUAAUUCUGCACUAUCCUUUGACUAGCUUUUGAAGGGUCCCCUUGUAUGGUACAGAAAUUAGAGAUGAAGGAGAGUUUGGUAGAAACUUGAAGGAGAAAGGUAGAUGCUGGCUGUUCAGGAUCUCCACAGAACACAGACAUUCAAACUAAUUACAUAAGUGCAGGUAAAGAAGGGUGAUAGAAAAUCUCCUGAUUGGGGUGAACUGAGGCAGGCAGAAGGCAGUGGCUUCAUGUUAACCAAGAUAGCACACUCCUUAUUUAAAAGCAAUACUGGUACCAAGAACAGUCUCCAGCCUCCUGCUGGUUCACAUUUCUUACCUGUGAAUCUAGAGACAAAGGAGGGAAUUCCCAAGAGCUUCAUCCUGCUUCUGUGUAUUUUAUGAAGAAAAAUUACUGUUAGUGUUGCUAAAAUCCCUCCUCUUGGGGGGGAACAUUGUCAACACCCUCCUCCUGGGCCCCAACAACAAAACAAAGCUCACCCCCACACAGUUCAGCUUGUGGACCUGGAGUUUAUUGGCCGUACCUACAGAGGUAAGAGGUUGCUGACAGGAUCUUGGGUGAUCACAAAACAACACAACAUCACUUAACAUGGUUAAUGGCUUCCCCAUCUCCUUCCUCUAGUUUUUCCAAGCCUAUAAUAAAUUCUACUACCUCCUUCCCCUAGACACAGACUAUUGGCAAUGGGAGCAAAACUGCAAACAAAGGACUGGGAGAAGUGUCUGAAUGCCAGGUGGGGAUCCAGUGACCUUCCCAACCCCUCCUUCUCUGAAAGAAAGCCAGCAAUCCACAGCCCCAAAACUGAUGGAUUCCUGCAAGCAGGCACAGCUACUUAUAGUGAUGAUCGAAGAUUGGCUACAAGGCUAGUUCUUAUAAGAGCCAGUGUUAAUGAAGUUGUCGUGUUUCUAUGAAUAGUAGUUGAAAAUGUAUUUCCUAGAAUGUUUUUCAAAUAUGGAAGUAAAAUUGCUAUUUGUUUUGGAGUUAAUACUUGCAUGUCAAAAGAUUAGCUUUCUAAAUGAUCAUACAUAUAAAAACAGGCAAUUUUCGGUUUGGAACAUGAAAAUAGUGUCAGUCCUACCCAACCUUGCUUUCUGGGUCUGGAGCCUUCUCUCCGGACUCAAACAUUUCACUUCUACUAAUUACUGAUGAUGUUUAGUCUUUCUUUUCUGAGAAAAGGGGACAUUGUUGGGACUUCCCCAGCAAGCCACAGUUAUGAGCACCAGGGGGAGUUCAGGUAAGCAAGCACCACCCUAGAGAAGAUCUCCUUUUGGCAAACCAUCUCACUUACUUGCAAUGGCGUCCCUAAGAGAAGGCACAAGGCACAGGGGACAAGCAGGGUGGGUGCGCUGCAGUAAAACUACCAGUGCCCAUGACUCCAGCAAUGACUCGGGCCAGUCCCCAGGCCCCUUCUGCGCCUCCCUGUGGGAUCCCCAAGCUCUCCUUCCCACCCCCAGCCCCGCCCCCUUCCCGACCUCCCAACUCCGAGUCCAUUCAAACCUCGCUGCCUUCGCCUGGCGUUGCCAAGCGUGUUAAUUGGGGAAACUCCUCCCCGCCGCGGCUGGCGGGCACCACCGAGGCAGCCGCGACCUCCCGCCCGCUUCGGAGCGCAGCUGCCCCAGUGCACAGCCCCGAGCCGGCCCGGGCCGCCCCGCGGGCUGGUGCUUCGGGAGGAGGGCGCCCGGCCACCUGCUGUCCCCCCUCCCCGUGCUGAUCACUCCCGAGAGUGGACGCACCCCAGCUCGUGUGCGCCCCGCAGAGCCGGACCGUCGGGGACGCGGCGCUCGGAGCAGACACCUGUCCCUCUCGGUCCGCAGAACCAGGGCGCUGCAGCCCGUGGUAGUCUAGUAAGCGCCCGAGCGAGUGGAGACCAAGCCCGGCAGAGGCCUCGGACCCGCGCCCGGAGAGUCAUGGCUGCAAAGCUGCUGCUUCUCCUCUGCCUGUUCUCGGGCUUGCAUGCUCGGUCCAGGAGGGUGGAAGAGGAUGACAGUGAAGACUCUCCAUCAAACCAGAAGUGGGUCUUGGCACCCAAAUCACAAGACACCGAUGUGACACUGAUUCUCAACAAAUUGCUGCGAGAAUAUGACAAAAAGUUGAGACCAGACAUUGGAAUAAAACCAACUGUGAUCGAUGUGGACAUUUAUGUUAACAGCAUUGGUCCUGUGUCAUCCAUAAACAUGGAAUACCAAAUUGAUAUAUUUUUUGCUCAAACCUGGACAGACAGUCGCCUUCGAUUCAACAGCACAAUGAAAAUACUUACUCUGAACAGCAACAUGGUGGGUUUGAUAUGGAUACCAGACACCAUCUUUCGAAACUCUAAAACAGCAGAGGCUCACUGGAUCACCACACCCAACCAGCUCCUUAGAAUCUGGAAUGAUGGGAAAAUCCUUUACACAUUAAGGCUUACCAUCAAUGCAGAGUGCCAGCUGCAACUGCAUAACUUCCCCAUGGAUGCGCAUGCCUGCCCUUUGACCUUCUCUAGCUGUGAUUAUGUUGUCAUGACUAUCUACUUUGAACUGAGUCGAAGAAUGGGAUACUUCACUAUCCAGACGUAUAUCCCCUGCAUACUGACUGUGGUUCUGUCCUGGGUAUCAUUUUGGAUCAAAAAAGAUGCGACACCAGCAAGAACAACAUUAGGCAUCACCACGGUGCUAACCAUGACCACACUCAGCACCAUUGCCAGGAAGUCCCUGCCUCGGGUGUCCUAUGUCACUGCCAUGGACCUCUUUGUGACUGUGUGCUUCUUGUUUGUCUUUGCCGCACUGAUGGAGUAUGCUACUCUCAACUACUAUUCGAGCUGUCGAAAGCCAACCAUCAGGAAGAAAAAGACAUCGUUAUUACAUCCAGAUUCAACAAGAUGGAUUCCUGAUCGAAUAAGCCUUCAAGCACCCUCUAAUUAUUCUCUCCUGGAUAUGAGACCCCCACCACCCGUGAUGAUCACGUUAAACAAUUCCAUGUACUGGCAGGAGUUUGAGGACACCUGUGUCUAUGAGUGUCUGGAUGGCAAAGACUGCCAGAGCUUCUUCUGCUGCUAUGAGGAGUGCAAGUCUGGCUCCUGGAGAAGAGGCCGCAUCCACAUUGACGUCUCUGAGCUGGACUCCUACUCUCGGGUCUUCUUCCCAACGUCCUUCCUGCUGUUCAACCUGGUCUAUUGGGUUGGAUACCUAUAUCUUUAAGUGCUGCUCUGAAGGAUGACAGAAGAGUACUUGAUUCAUGUUUUUCCUUCCAUCAUCCCCAGACAAGUAGUGACCAACCAAAAAGUAGCAGGGAAGGACACUACUCCAGCUUGUUGUGUUACCUUUCAGCAGGAUGGGAA
Messenger RNA from Rattus norvegicus (Norway rat), 5839 nucleotides. Lineage: Eukaryota; Metazoa; Chordata; Mammalia; Rodentia; Muridae. The record is from RefSeq and is a predicted model, not a curated record.